CAAAAUAUCAAAGUGGUCCAUGUGUACUGUCAUUUCUCACUAUGUGGCCGUCGCUGGGAAUGGUUUGUUUUAAGUGGUUUUAGAGUUGUGUCGAUUUUGAACGAGGACGACUAAGGUAGCUGAAGUCGAGCCACGUCCGCCACAGUCGCCAUUCUCAACUGAAUCGCCAGCUUUUCAGGGGUUAUUGGGCUGUGUCGCAGCAAGAACCCUAUUGAUUUUGAUGGAUAUCUACGUCACAAAGUGGCCGCAUGUAGCUGAGGUUGAAAUUCACGUCCGCCUUCGCCUUCCUUCAGCUUUGUCAUGUUUCUACCGGCAGCGACCGCCUUUGAGUUUUCCGUGGUUACGUUGUACGUCACGUAUCAAAUGAGAGCAAGAAUCCUCAUGCUUUGGAUUGUUAUACAAGAUGGCUGAGUUUGAGAAAGACCCAUGCUUUCAGUCGCCUUUCAUCCGCUCAGUGUUCUUAUUUCAUUUGUGUUGAAAUGUUUGUGCAACCUUUGUUCUAUUCAAUCUGUAGCCCCUCCCCCUAUUCUUUUUUUUUUUUAACCCCGAUCUAUUUUUGAAACUCCUUUUUCUUCUUUUUUUUUUUCUUCAUCUAUUUCCAUCCUCUGCUUUCCUCCGCCUCUCGUGUGUACGAACGCUCCUCCGAAGGCAGGGCUCCAUGUGCUCGCUUCCCAUUGGCUGCCCCUGAAAACCAUGAUGUCAUUCCCUGGCAUUUGUGCGAGGAGGGGAGGGGAGCGGAGGGGAGGGGAAGUCUGUUUCUCUCUCACACACACACACACACACACACACACACACACACAAACACACACAUUGAGCAGAGAGACUCCAGGAGCAUCCAUGGAGAAAAAGAAAAAGCUGUUCCAGGAGGCUGUUGUACAUUUCUUGUACAUAUGUUCAUUGCACAGUUAGAAGUGAAAUCUCUGAUUUGGUGGUCUUUUUGAUAUUUAAUGUUCAUUCAUGCAUUGCAUGCAUGCAGUUAGUGUAUGUUGCUCCUCAUUUCCUUGACAAAAUGCCUCAUAAAUCCUUCUUAGAUGCACUUUGGACAUGUAACUACGUGUAGAAAUGUUUCAAAAGAUUACAUGAUUUGAAAAAGACAAGUACAUUUACUUGGAUCGAUAAAAGACCUAAAUAAAAGUGUAAGAAAAUAAAACAAAGUUUAAAGUAAAUGGUUUAAUAAAAGUAUUAAAAAAUAUAAAUAAAAUUACUUCAAUAAAAGUAUAAAAAAAAAUAAUGACUCAAAUAAAAACAAAACAAAAAAAUAAAAAUUACUUAAGUAAAAGUGGGUCGCACAACUGGUCGCACGGGCUCCUGCGGGCAGUCUACAUGCAAAAAACGCAAGAAAUGCACUAAGGGCGUGUGUGUCGCAUGUUGAUUUUUUUCAUGUUGUGACCUGGGCUUUAAACGACCGUAGAAGAAGAAAAAUGCACGUCCCAGGUUGAGACCAUUUGAGAACCCCUGUUCUAGAUGACAUUACAGUCGUUCUUCGUUUAUGGCGGUUAAUUGGUUCCAGUCCCGACCGAGACAAGUGAAUUUCCGCAAAGUAGGAUUCAAUGUUAAUAAAUGGAAUAUCUUCGUAGUUAGAGCACAGAAAACCUGUUUGACUUUACCAUUAUUAGAGCCCUCUAGACAUGAAAUAGCACCCCUAUAGUCACUUUUACACCAAUAUUAUUCUUUGUUUACAUCACAUUGCACAGGCUACAGGAUGGCUACAGGACGGCUGCAGCUAGCAUAGCAAGUCAUCAUCAGUGCAGCAUAAAGACGUAAACUUGUAAAAAUUGUGUGUGUGUGGGGGGGGGGGGUUGAACAGCAGCGGUGCACGUAUGCGGUAUGUUUGACCUGUGUUAUCACCUAUUUAUAAAUGACGACAUACUUGGGAUGAUGGGAUGUGUUUUCUGUGGAAAUAAAGGCUUAUUUCUGGAGAAAAAAAUGAAUGUUUUGAUAUAAAAAUGAGUGAAGGGGGUGUCAGUUUGUUAUGUAGGAAGUUGUCUUGUGUUUAUUGGAGGGGGGAAAGCCCAUCUUCAUCGUCCUAUCGUCAGUCUGCUGCCUUUGUGCGGCUACAUCUGCCCUUGCAGGGAGGGGGUGCCGGGGGUGGGCACUGUGAUUUAUUCUUGAAUUUGUGCAGCCCCCCUCCCCUGUCACAAAAUGGGGUGGAUGGCUGGGGGGGUUGCCUCAAUAGCCUUUAAGCGUUAUGUUACCAGUAGAUCAAUAAAGAUGCUCCCUUUCUUUCCUUCCUCACUCCCUACUCUCUUCCUCCCUCGCCAGCCAAUCCAUCUAAUGCAGUUUCCUCAUCCCCCUCCCAUCCCUCCCUCUCGCUGUACAGGUGAUGUCAUUCUUUUCCAGCUGGAUUCCCCUCCCUCCCUCGCCAUUGGCGCCGCCGUCGCUCAUUAGCGUGCCGGUCCUCCGAGGCGCAGCAUCCUCUCUUUCUUGUGCCACCCAAAGUGUGUGAGGAGGUGGCGGGGGUGGGAAUGUCGGGAACUAGCCUCCCGUAGCGGGCGAAGGGAGGAGAGGGGAGGGUGGCGAUCGCCGCUGGGCACCGCCGGCCAUGGAGCUUCGCCGGCGGGCUCACGCAUGCUUGCCUGGCGCUCACUAGAAGAGUUGCAAAAGAGGAGGAGGUUCGGUCCUUGGCUCGUGUUGGUGGUGCAGAAGCAUCAUGAAGAUGCUGUUGCUUCAUCCUCUGAGGAGAAAAACAUCUGUAAAGCAGAAGAUGCUCAUUAGUGACCCUUAGUUUUUGCACAACUUGGAUGUUUAAUUGGAAAACUCUCCUCUUCUCUGUGGGAAUACUUUGUCAUCAUCAUUCACGCAUUGAGGAUUCUUCUUCUUUGGCUCCUUUUUUUUUUGGAAGGGGGCUUUCUUCCCUUUCUUUUUUUUUCCAUCUUUUGGUGAACGAGGGGGAAACUUCCCUCCUCCUCCCCUCUGUCAGAGAUGGCUUUCCUGGUCCGUUGCUAUGCCAACUGCUUGCAGCCGUGGUCCUCCAAACUUCCUGCCGACCUCAAUAAGAUGCACCUGACAGACCACGCCCACCAGCAGGUGACGCACGUGCCCCCCAGCCAGUCGGGCUGCAGCAUCGCCAGUGACUCGGGGAGCAGCAGCCUGUCUGACAUCUACCAGGCCACAGAGAGCGAGCUGGGCGACGUGGACCUGUCCGGACUCCCCGAGGCCCCCGUGGACAGCGAGGAGGAAGAAGAGGAGGACGAGGACCUGGAGAGAGCCUCAGAUGCGCUCCUCAGCCGGGACCUGGUCCGGGAGUGUCUGGAAAAAGACCCAGCCGACCGCAACGACGACGACAUCGAGCAACUCCUGGAGUUCAUGCACCAGCUGCCAGCCUUCGCCAACAUGACCAUGUUGGUGCGGCGCGAACUGUGCAGCGUGAUGGUGUUUGAGGUGGUGGAGCAGGCCGCCACCGUCAUUCUCCACGACAAGCAGGAGCUGGACCUCUGGUACGUCAUCCUGAACGGGGCGGUGGAGAUCGGCCACCUUGACGGCAGAGUGGAGACUCUCUGUAUGGGCAACAGCUUUGGCAUCUCACCCUCCCUGGACAAGCAGCACAUGAACGGAGAAGUCCGCACCAAAGGGGACGACUGCCAGUUUGUGUGCGUGGCCCAGGAGGACUACUGGCGCAUCCUCAACCACGUGGAGAAGAACACGCACAAGGUGGAGGAGGAGGGCGAGAUCGUGAUGGUAAAGGAGCACCGCGAGUUGGACCGCAGCGGCACCAGGAAGGGACACAUCGUCAUCAAGGGAACCCCUGAGCGUCUGAUCAUGCACCUGGUGGAGGAGCCCUCGGUGGUGGACCCCACCUACAUCGAAGACUUCUUGCUCACCUACCGCACCUUCCUGUCCAGUCCCAUGCAGGUGGGCAGGAAGCUGCUGGAAUGGUUCCAGAUGGAUGUCCUGCGAGACACGGUCACGCGCAUCGUGCUGCUGUGGGUCAACAACCACUUCAACGACUUUGAGGGCGACAUGGCCAUGACCCGCUUCCUGGAGGACUUUGAGAAGCUGCUGGAAAGCACGAAAAUGAAAGGCCAUUUGAGGCUGCUGAACAUUGCGUGCGCGGCCAAGGCCAAGUGGCGACAGAUUACACUGCAGAAGGCGUCCCGGGAGGCGCCGCUCUACUUCAGCGUGCAGGGCGGCAGUGAGCGGGGCUUCGGCAUCUUCGUGGAGUCGGUGGAGGACGGGAGCAAGGCUGCCGAGGCGGGACUCAAGCGGGGAGACCAGAUCAUGGAGAUCAACGGGCAGAACUUUGAGAACAUUUCUUUCUCCAAAGCCGUGGACAUCAUGAGGAACAACACGCACUUGUCCCUCACAGUCAAGACCAACAUAUUUGUCUUCAAGGAGCUCCUAAGCAGGAUCAUGCACGAGAAGAAGAACGGUGGCCCGCACAUUCCCAAAAUCCAGGAGAAGAAGGGCAACCGCUUCUCUAUCCCGGACCUACCCGGAGACAUGGAGUUCCCCACCGACCACAAGGCCACCAGGAAGAUGAAGGCCAACACUGUGUCGGGGGGGCGCAACAAGAUCAGGAAGAUGCUGGAGAAGACGCGCUUCAGUAUCCUGCCGCCCAAACCCUUCAGGGGCCUCUUUGGCGAUGGAGGCUUGGGUCAGUCUCAGGACGACAGCAUCGUGGGUACCAAGCAGUGUCGACACAGCGUGGCUAUCAUGCCCGUCCCUGGAAAUCUGUCAUCCAGCAGCCCAGACCUCCUCCAGCCGGCCUCCAGCGUCCUGGACUUCUCCAACCCUGCAGCACUGGGACUCUACUACAUCCCGGACCAGGUGAUCCGUGUGUUCAAAGCUGACCAGCAGAGCUGCUACAUCAUCAUCAGCAAGGACACCACUGCCAAGGACGUGGUGGCCCACACCGUCCACGAGUUCGGCCUCCUGCCGUCUGUCGACACCUACUCCCUUUGCGAGGUGUCCGUCAGCCCCGAGGGUGUCAUCAAGCAGCGCCGCCUUCCUGACCAGCUCUCCAAACUGGCCGACCGCAUCCAGCUGAACGGCAGGUACUACCUGAAAAACAACAUGGAGACGGAGACAUUGUGCUCGGACGAGGAUGCUCAGGACCUGCUGCGAGAGAGUCAGAUCUCGCUGCUUCAGCUCAGCACCAUGGAGGUCGCCGCCCAGCUCUCCAUGAGGGACUUUGAGCUCUUCAGGAACAUUGAAUCCACAGAGUACGUUGACGACUUGUUCAAGCUGGACUUGUCGGCGGAGAGCAGCAACCUGAAGCAGUUUGAGGAGGUGAUCAACCAGGAGACCUUCUGGGUGGCCACAGAGAUCCUGAAGGAGCCCAACGCCUUAAAGAGGAUGAAGACCAUCAAGCAUUUCAUCAAGAUCGCCCUGCACUGCCGGGAGUGCAAGAACUUCAACUCAAUGUUUGCCAUCAUCAGCGGUCUGAACCUGGCCCCCGUGGCGCGGCUGCGGAGCUCGUGGGAGAAGCUGCCCAGCAAGUAUGACAAGCUCUUCGGCGACCUGCAGGAUGUCUUCGACCCGUCACGGAACAUGGCCAAGUAUCGCAACGUCCUGAGUGGCCAGAGCAUGCAGCCACCCAUCAUCCCACUCUUCCCCGUCGUCAAGAAGGACCUCACCUUCCUACAUGAAGGCAACGACUCCACCGUGGACGGCCUCGUCAACUUUGAGAAGCUGAGGAUGAUCGCCAAGGAGAUCCGGCAUGUGGUGAGGAUGACGUCGGCCAACAUGGACCCCGCCCUCAUGUUCCGACAGAGGAAGAAGAGGUGGAAGAGUUUAGGGUCUCUGAGCCAGGGCAGCACCAACUCUAACAUCCUGGACGUGCAGGGCGGCGCCCACAAGAAGCGCGUCCGCCGCAGCUCGCUGCUCAACGCCAAGAAGCUGUACGAGGACGCCCAGAUGGCCCGCAAGGUCAAGCAGUACCUGUCCAACCUGGCGGUGGAGACGGACGAGGAGAAGCACCAGAUUAUGUCCCUACAGUGUGAGCCCACCUACACCACCAUUUCCAAGAACCUGAGCGACAGGCGGUCUGCCAAGUCGGACAUGUCUCCUGUGUCCCUGCGGUCGGCUCUGCCCUCGGGGAAGACCCAGAACAGGGUUUCACAAGUCCUCCAGGUGCAGGUCCCGCUGAACCCCCUGAGGAAGAAGAGUACUGCCAAAGACGUGGGCCCUCCCAACUUGAGUUCCCCCCAGGUGGUGAAGAAGCCCCCUGUCAGCUCGGCAGACGAGUGGAGCUCCAAGAGACCCUCAGAUGACACCGUCUCCACGGUCUCCUCCCUGCACUCCAGCCCGACCGUGUCGCCGCAGGGCUCGCCCCGCAAAGUGGGGGGCGUGGCCAAAGCACAGACCUCCAGCCAAAUGAACCUGUCAGGAUCUUCGUCGUCACUGACCAGCGACGCCAGCACCAAGGCGAGCACCGUCAGCCUGCGGAGCUACGGCAUAGGUUAUGCUCUGCUACCUCCCGGCAAAGCAGACAACUUGUCUGACUCGAGCCACAGUGAGAUCUCGUCGCGCUCCAGCAUCUGCUCCGUCGACUCUGUGCCCGCCCCCGGUCUUGACGAGCGCUGUAGCAACAACGUCAGCGGCAGAACGACCGCCGCCGCGUCUGUCAGCGGCGCGUCUGUUGGCACCCCGACCCCCGAGAGUGCGGCGGCGACGCACUUGAACGUCGACUACAGCCAGCCCAGCACGAGCACUUCGUCUGCGGCAUCCCGAGGCUACGUGACGCGAGCCUCCAACUUCACGGCGUCCGUCUCCACGGAGGAGUUGACCCCCGACCUCACCUCCCUAGACUCGGUGGCCGACAGCGGGCGUGGCAGCUGGACGUCCUGCUCGUCCAACUCCCACGACUCUUUCCAGAGCCUCCCGCCCUCCUCCUGCCGCCCCUGGGACCACGGCAUCCACGGACACCCGCUGGCCCUCCUCCCCCACCUGGGCGGCUUCAAACCCACGCAGCCGGCCUCAUUCGCCGUCGAGGCAGACGCCGCUGGCCGCGCCGCUACGGACUUGGGCUCAGUUGAGCUGGCCAGCCUGUCGCGGCAGAGCUGGGCGUCGUCCGGGUCACUGUCGGACACCUACGAGGGAAAUUACGGGACGGUCAAGCGGAGGACCGCUGCGGAGCAGCCGUCUUUGUCCUCGCCAACCAAUGAAGAGGGAGGGCAAAGCACAGACCCCGCCUACAAAACGGUGACGUCGAGCACAGACAAGGGCCUGAUAGUUUACUGCAUCACCUCCCCCGCCAAGGAUGAGCGUUACCGAGCCCCUCCUCCCACCCCUCCAGGCUACCAGGGUCUGGCUCUGGGGGACCUCAAAGACUGCGUGGUGCUGGGGGGCGCUCCACAUCCCAGGCCCCCCCACCUGAGACCGCCAGACUACAGCGUGGCCAUGCAGAGGAGUAAACUCCUGCAGAGCCCCGCGGCUGCCGGCAGCCUGGCCGAAGCUCGGAGGCUCGGCAGGGCCCUCGGGGGUCACAACCACGGCGGGUCGCCCGCCAUCCACCUCCCGGCACAGGAGACAACGGACAGCGAGGAGGAUGAACACGUUUCGGCGGUGUAGACUAGUCUACCAUGUGAGUUCCACGUCUGGCAUGAUGAUGUCCGGCUUCCUCUUGUGGUGAUCAAGUGACCCGCCUGGCUCGAAAGACGUUUUAAAGACGUGUCACGUCGAGGAGUGAAGAGCAGCUUUUUUUUUUUUUUGUAUUUGUCAUGAGGUGAAAUGGUCACAUGACACAUUUGUGUUGAGCACUUCUUCAAAAUGGCGGUCAUGUGAUGCUAGCUACCUUAGCAGCGUGCUACCUCCUGGACCUUUUAGACUUUUGGAACGAGCGUUUAUUUGGUAUAGAUUUUUAAAAAGACGCCAUGUUGUGUUUACAGUGUUGAUUGGACGAGAGCGCUAGCCCCGCCCAUUCCUGCCUGACCCCUCUGUUUGAUUGAAAUGUCAUUCCAUGUUUGUAUAUUUCAAAGAGGACAAUUUGUGCUUUAAGUGGUCUUCUACGUCCGUCUGCUUCCUUAGCAUCACUCGCAAGACUUCAAGCGCUAAUUUAAAUCUAUCAAUGGAUAUGAUAUCAAUGGAUAUGAUAUCAACUUAUAUUUUGCAGUGGUUGUUGCCUUAAAUCAGCCGUCAUGUAUCGAUGACAGACAGGAGUCGUCUGGAAAGGAAUAUUUUUGAAUAUAUUGUUACAAAAAAAACAACAAUCCGAUACAUUUUUUUGAUCUUUGCUAGCACCUCGUCUAGGUGUGCAGUCACUGCUGUGUGUGUGCAUGUGUGUGUGUGUGUGUGUGUGUGUGUGUGUGUGUGUGUGUGUGUGUGUGUCUAACAGAAAAGGGAAGGUCUGCUAAGUUAUUUUUUAGUUGCUGGUUUGCAGGACAGUUUGGUUGAUUGAGCCCCCCACCCCUAUCUUGGGCCCUUUGUGGGCCUUCUGGGUCUCUUUUGACCGGUUCAAGCAACCCUUAGGCUUCCCUAACUCCAGUCUGAGUCCUUUUUUUUACCUGGACACAUUAUUUGUCAUCUACACUCCUUGUGGAUCUCCCCUCUUAGACUUUUUCGACUGCUGUUUGGUCUCCUGGGAUCCCAUGCGGGUCAGUGUCUCCUGGACACCUCAUUCGUCACCGAGACUUCUCCUGGAUUUCCACAUUGACACCUGAUUAUGGGUGUCCUGGUCCCUGGUACCCUUGAUGGGUGUUCUGAUACCAUUGUUGGGUACCCUUGAUGGUCUCCUAGUCACUUUGAUGGUCUUCUGGUACCCUCGAUGGGUGUCCUGGUCCCUUUGGUGGGCUUCCUGGUACCCGUGGUGAGCAUCCUGGUACCCUUGACGGUCUCCUAGAUCAUUUUGGCACCAGACCCCUUGUGGCUCUCCUGAAUCUCUCCUGAACCUGUCACGGGUCUUCAUUGGCACCUUUUAGGUUGCUUUAAGUUCAACAUUUUUUGUUGGUGGUUGUUUUUGCACAGCUUUAUUUUAUUGGUCAUCUUGUCAAGGACAUGUCAGUAUUAAUCUUCUGUAGGCGUGAAAGUGUUGUACAAAGCUUGUAAAAAGGAUUUCUCAGUUGUCCAAACAUUGUUUUUGCCCUUUCGUUGUUCCAUGAGAUGUUGUUUAAUAAGACGAGUAAAUGCGAGCAGAAAUGCACAAUAAGCUUUUUAUUUUUAGUGUCGCGACACAAAAGGUUUUCAUUUUUCUUAAAAGUGGCGCUCGUCUGGUUGCUGUUUUUUUAUGUCUUUUACAAAGACAAACUCCAUUAUGCUUUGUAUGUAUUUUUUGUACAUAGUUGUUGUAUUUUCUGUUUUUAACAGGUUGUGUUUAAAAAAAAAAAAAAAGGAUUUUAAAGGAAACCAAAAAGGAGAUUUGUUUUUCUCUUCCAAAGUCUACUGAUUCAUGAAUUAGAAUUAGUAAUGAAUAAAAAUCCUUAAGCCCUUCAUGUGUCUUAUUUGCUCUUACGAUUGCUAUGGAUUAAACACAACUUCCUGUUUCAGUGCACACCAAAACAAAAGCCUUUUUUAUUUGUGUAGUAAUGUCACUCAGGGACGCCAUUAGAAACCAUAAAUCAAUUGUAAAUCAAUGUCUCUGUAUGUAGUACAUGUUAGGAAGUACUUCAACUGAUAGUAGUACUGUACUACUAGGUUGUAGUAGCAAGUUGGGCCUUCAGCUUCCCUUUGAGACAUUUCCACUCCCUGACAUGAAUCCACUCCAAUAAUAUUCAUAAUAAUAAUGAUUAUACACCCAUAGGUGUGUAGAAUAAUAUUUUCAUUCUUGUU
Dunckerocampus dactyliophorus (ringed pipefish) is the source of this 9705-nucleotide messenger RNA. It is a transcript of the gene rapgef6, whose product is annotated as Rap guanine nucleotide exchange factor (GEF) 6. The record is from RefSeq and is a predicted model, not a curated record. Gene Ontology annotation, biological process: Ras protein signal transduction; positive regulation of ERK1 and ERK2 cascade; positive regulation of GTPase activity. Gene Ontology annotation, molecular function: guanyl-nucleotide exchange factor activity; protein binding. NCBI's taxonomy places the organism in Eukaryota, Metazoa, Chordata, Actinopteri, Syngnathiformes, Syngnathidae. Gene Ontology annotation, cellular component: plasma membrane; apical plasma membrane; endocytic vesicle. Bases 2923 to 7512 code for a protein of 1529 amino acids. The transcript is spliced from 28 exons.